AUGACUACACCAACCCAAAUGUCUGAGGAAUUAGAAGCCAAUUACCUUUUUGCGAUGAGAUUAGCUAGUGCUACAGUACUGCCUAUGGUUCUCAAAACCGCGUUGGAGCUCGGCCUCUUGGAGAUCAUAGUUAUGGCGGGUCCUGUCGCGUUCCUUUCACCUUCCAACAUUGUAGCACAACUUCCGACAAAGAACCCUAACGCCCCGGUGAUGUUGGACCGGAUGCUGAGAUUACUGGCGAGCUACAACGUGCUCACUUACUCGAUUCGUGAUGGGGAAAGGCUCUAUGGAAUGACUCCACUUAGCAAAUUCUUAACCAAGAAUGAAGGUGGAUUGUCCAUUGCUCCUUUGUGUCACAUGGAUCAAGAUAAAGUUAUUAUAGACUGUUGGUACCACAUGAAAGAUGCAGUACUUGAUGCAGUACCAUAG
Messenger RNA from Cannabis sativa, 429 nucleotides. RefSeq names its product caffeic acid 3-O-methyltransferase-like. The coding region runs from base 1 to 429 and encodes 142 amino acids. Gene Ontology annotation, biological process: methylation. Gene Ontology annotation, molecular function: O-methyltransferase activity; protein dimerization activity; S-adenosylmethionine-dependent methyltransferase activity. The record is from RefSeq and is a predicted model, not a curated record. The transcript has 2 exons. NCBI's taxonomy places the organism in Eukaryota, Viridiplantae, Streptophyta, Magnoliopsida, Rosales, Cannabaceae.